Messenger RNA from Bufo gargarizans (Asiatic toad), 1666 nucleotides. Its product is annotated as gastrula zinc finger protein XlCGF71.1-like. The record is from RefSeq and is a predicted model, not a curated record. The coding region runs from base 150 to 1523 and encodes 457 amino acids. Gene Ontology annotation, cellular component: nucleus. NCBI's taxonomy places the organism in Eukaryota, Metazoa, Chordata, Amphibia, Anura, Bufonidae. Gene Ontology annotation, biological process: regulation of transcription by RNA polymerase II. The transcript has 3 exons. Gene Ontology annotation, molecular function: DNA-binding transcription activator activity, RNA polymerase II-specific; RNA polymerase II cis-regulatory region sequence-specific DNA binding.
CUAAGGUGUCAGGAUGUCGCUGUCUAUUUCUCCAUGGAGGAGUGGGAGUAUUUAGAAGGAGACAAGGGUCUGUACAAGGAGGUCAAGAUGGAGGAGGACCAGCCCCUCACAUCUCCAGAGAGAUCCAGUCAGAGGACAACACCAGAGAGAUGUCCGCGUCCUCUCCUUCCACAGGAUGGUCAGAUGACUGUACUGGGCUCUUGGAGAAACAUCUCAUAUCUACAUAUUAUAAUGCAGAUGAUCCAGGUGUCAUAUCAGAUACAUAUGAAGAGCGUGCCAUUAUCCCAGAUGUACCCUCAGACCUUCACAGCAAAAAUCUAUCAUCUCAUCCUGUAAAACAGGUCCAAUCUUCUAAUUCAUCACAUACUCUUCCUCAGAAUGAAACUCACAGAAGAGGUUCUGGAACCAAAAGAGCUCAGAAAAAACCGUAUUCAUGUUCAGAAUGUGAAAAAUGUUUUACUCAGAAAUCACAUCUUAAGACCCAUCAGAGAAUUCACACAGGAGAGAAGCCAUAUUCAUGUUCAGAAUGUGGAAAAUCAUUUACUCAGCAAUGCACUGUUGUUCUACAUCAGAGACGUCACACAGGAGAGAAGCCAUAUUCAUGUUCAGAAUGUGGGAAAGGUUUCCCUCGGAAAUCAUCACUUGAGAACCAUCAGAGAAGUCACACAGGAGAGAAGCCAUUUUCAUGUACUGAAUGUGGAAAAUCAUUUACUGAGCAAUCUUCUGUUGUACUACAUCAGAGAAGUCACACAGGAGUGAAGCCAUAUUCAUGUUCAGAAUGUGGGGAAGGUUUCACUCGGAAAUCAUCACUUGAGAGCCAUCAGAGAAAUCACACAGGAGAGAAGCCAUAUUCAUGUUCAGAAUGUGGGGCAUUUUUCACUCUGAAAUCAUCACUUGAGAGCCAUCAGCGAAUUCACACAGGGGAGCUGUAUUUAUGUUCAGAAUGUGGGAAAUGUUUUACUCGGAAAUCAUCUCUUGAGACCCAUCGGAGAAUUCACACAGGGGUGAAACCAUAUUCAUGUAUAGAAUGUGGUAAAUGUUUUACUCACAAAUCAUCUCUUGAUGGCCAUCAGAGAAGUCACACAGGAGAGAAACCAUAUUCAUGUUUAGAAUGUGGUAAAUGUUUUACUCAGAUAUCACAUCUUAAGAGCCAUCAGACAAGUCAUACCGGAGAAAAGCCAUAUUCAUGUUCUGAAUGUGGCAAAUGUUUUACUCAGAAAUCAGUUCUUGAGAGCCAUCAGAGAAAUCACACAGUGGAGAAACCAUAUUCAUGUUCAGAAUGUGGUAAAUCUUUCACUAAGAAAUCAGUUCUUGAGAGCCAUCAGAGAAGUCACACAGGAGAGAAGCCAUAUUCAUGUUCAGAAUGUGGCAAAUGUUUUACUCACAAAUCAUGUCUUGUUCAACAUCAGAGAAUUCACACAGGAGAGAAGCCAUAUUCAUGUUCUGAAUGUGGCAAAUGUUUUACUUGGAAAUCAUCUCUUAUUCAACAUCAGAGAAUUCACACAGGGAACAAGCAAUUCUAAAUCCUUCCUGUAAAAUAUGCCAUGAAUUUCCAUAUUUUUAUAUUUUUUUGCAAUCAUUUAUAGCAAGAAGACUCAGCUUUGUUAUAAAAAUAUUGCAUAUAUAUUGAAGCAGGAAUUAAAAGAAAAUAUCAGUAUAUUCAGAA